Molecule: messenger RNA, 711 nt
Organism: Paramecium tetraurelia
Lineage: Eukaryota; Ciliophora; Oligohymenophorea; Peniculida; Parameciidae
Exons: 2
Source: RefSeq, a predicted model, not a curated record
AUGAAAGUGGAUUUUUUAACGCGUUUUAAAGGAAGGACUUCUACAAUGAACAAGCGUGAAGGAGUCAUUGGCAUCAUUAAAUCAAAUGGAACUCCCAUUGAGAAAAUGCCUGCCUCCUACACCUUUAGUUCAUACAUCUCCAAUUAGAAUGCCUAUAACUAUUCAGAUAUUGAAAAGCACUCACAACCCUCCAACGACGUGACUCCAACAAGCAAAGACCCAGUAGGUCAUUACCAACAUUAAAACAUUCAACAAAAGUAGAAAAUUAUCACAUGCCUCUCCAUUGAAACCUGGAACCAAUAUGUCCAGACCAUGUAUAGAUCACAAUUUGUCCCCGAUAAAGAAAUGUAUUAAUUCCCACUCUCGAAAACUGGGUCGGUCAAUUUAAACGAUUAUGAAUUGAUUGCAAUACCUAAAAGUGUGUUGUAAUAUGGUAUUAGAGUAGAACAUCCAGAUGGUGACCAACCAAAAUCAACUGUCUUGCCAAAUAUCUCAAGACAAUACUACUCUAAGUCCCAAUCCCUUGAUUUACAAUAAGAUAGACCAAUGGUCAAAUCAGAAAUAUUAAACUAAGGUUCCUAUGCAAAACAAAAAGAAAAAAGAAGUCUUCUCAUAGCCGGAAUGAAUUCAAUUAAAUGAUUGCCUUUUUUUCUGAUAUCGGAGGAGUAAAAAUCUUUGAUGUUUGAAAAUUAUUAAUAAAAUUAUACUCAC